Xiphophorus couchianus (Monterrey platyfish) is the source of this 2067-nucleotide messenger RNA. Its product is annotated as gastrula zinc finger protein XlCGF8.2DB-like. The coding region runs from base 340 to 1473 and encodes 377 amino acids. Gene Ontology annotation, biological process: regulation of transcription by RNA polymerase II. NCBI's taxonomy places the organism in Eukaryota, Metazoa, Chordata, Actinopteri, Cyprinodontiformes, Poeciliidae. Gene Ontology annotation, cellular component: PcG protein complex; transcription regulator complex; chromatin. The record is from RefSeq and is a predicted model, not a curated record. Gene Ontology annotation, molecular function: DNA-binding transcription factor activity, RNA polymerase II-specific; RNA polymerase II cis-regulatory region sequence-specific DNA binding. The transcript has 3 exons.
AGAUAAAGUGGAUGAGAAAGAAGAUUACAACAGUCAGGGUGAUAAGCAGCUUGAGCUAAAACAAGAGACAGAUACCAGCAUGGUGGUUCCUAUUUUCGAGACAACAUACCACGCUGAAUCAGAAGCAAACAAGAAACAAGACAUCUUCCAGGAAGCUGCUGAUUCUGAGGACCAAAAUCAGGAAAGAAGAAAACCUUUCUCAUGUGCCAUAUGUAAAAAACGUUUCACUUUCAAAUCUGCUUUUGAGCCUCACAUGAGAACUCACUCUGGUGAAAAAGCCAUUUUCAUGUGUGAACUGUGGAAAAAAGUAUUAGUCAAAAAUGGGAGUUAACUCGGCACAUGAUGAUUCACACUGGUGAAAAGCCGUUUUCAUGUGUGAACUGUGGAAAAGGUUUUUGUCGAAAACCGCAUUUAACUCGGCACAUGAUGAUUCACACUGGUGAAAAGCCGUUUUCAUGUGUGAACUGUGGAAAAAGUUUUCGUCGAAAACCGCAUUUAACUCGGCACAUGAUGAUUCACACUGGUGAAAAGCCGUUUUCAUGUGUGAACUGUGGAAAAAGUUUUACUCUAAAAUGGGAGUUAACUCAGCACAUGAUGAUUCACACUGGUGAAAAGCCGUUUUCAUGUGUGAACUGUGGAAAAAGUUUUCAUCGAAAACCGCAUUUAACUAAGCACAUGGUGAUUCACACUGGUGAAAAGCCAUUUUCAUGUGUGAACUGUGGAAAAAGUUUUAGUCGAAAACAUGCGUUAACUCGGCACAUGAUGAUUCACACUGGUGAAAAGCCAUUUUCAUGUGUGAACUGUGGAAAAAGUUUUAGUCAAAAACGGGAUGGAAAACGGGAGUUAACUCGGCACAUGAUGAUUCACACUGGUGAAAAGCCGUUUUCAUGUGUGAACUGUGGAAAAAGUUUUCGUCUAAAACAGGCGUUAACUAAGCACAUGAUGAUUCACACUGGUGAAAAGCCGUUUUCAUGUGUGAACUGUGGAAAAAGUUUUCGUCGAAAACCGCAUUUAACUAAGCACAUGGUGAUUCACACUGGUGAAAAGCCAUUUUCAUGUGUGAACUGUGGAAAAAGUUUUAGUCGAAAACAUGCGUUAACUCGGCACAUGAUGAUUCACACUGGUGAAAAGCCAUUUUCAUGUGUGAACUGUGGAAAAAGUUUUAGUCAAAAACGGGAGUUAACUGAGCACCUGAUGAUUCAUACUGGUGAAAAGCCAUUUUCGUGUGUGAACUGUGGAAAACGUUAUAGUGGAAAACGGGAGUUAACUCGGCACAUGAUGAUUCACACUGGUGAAAAGCCGUUUUCAUGUGUGAACUGUGGAAAAAGUUUUCGUCGAAAACAGGCGUUAACUAAGCACAUGAUGAUUCACACUGGUGAAAAGCCGUUUUCAUGUGUGAACUGUGGAAAAAGUUUUCGUCGAAAACCGCAUUUAACUCAGCACAUGAUGAUUCACACUGGUGAAAAGCAGUAGAAGUAUUUUCCAUACAUGUCCUAUGUUGAGGUUCACUAUGGAAUUGUUCUGGUUAUAAACUAGAAUAAAUGACUGGAGGGGUUUCAUGUCUAUAAACCUUAAAAUUUUUGUAUUUGUUAAAUGUUCACAUUUGGAUACUUGGAGAUGUGCCACCAUGACACAUUUUCCUGUGGAGAUGCUUUGUUUAUUUGGGUUUUUUUUUUGCAUAUUCUGUAUCAAAAAACAAUAAUGAUAAACUGUAUGUUAUUGUAUUAACAUACUGUUUAUGUCAAAAUGUAUGUUGUGUGUGUACAACGUGAAGAGCAGAGGGCUCAGCACACAGCCCUGAGGAGUGCCAGUACUGAUGCUGAUAGAUGAAGAGGCUUGGGGGCCCACUGACUAUUUAAUGCAUUAACAGAGUUUGACCGGACAUGGACUCCCUUCCAGAACAUUCUCACAUGAUUGGACUUGAGGGAUUGAUUUGUAUUCUUCUACCCUGUACAGAGAAAGAGUGGGUGGGUGGAUAUUAUUUACUUUAAUACAUUUAUAAUCAAUAAUAAAAUGGGCUGUAAAUUUUCUUUAAUGGUUGUGCAUUCUCAAAAUGAUCUUUAAACA